Ictalurus furcatus (blue catfish) is the source of this 965-nucleotide messenger RNA. It is a transcript of the gene c12h22orf23, whose product is annotated as chromosome 12 C22orf23 homolog. The coding region runs from base 108 to 788 and encodes 226 amino acids. The record is from RefSeq and is a predicted model, not a curated record. Lineage: Eukaryota; Metazoa; Chordata; Actinopteri; Siluriformes; Ictaluridae. The transcript is spliced from 7 exons.
CUGAGUAUACCUUAAAUACUUUUUGUCAUGUUUACUUUUCUAACCAGUUUAUUCUGUUAUCUGCUGAGGUUGAUGUUAAUCUUAAUGUUUUUUGUCAAGCUGCGUGUAUGCCAGUGAACAGCGUUAUGGAGGAGAGUGUGACAGCGCAUGGGAGAAACAGCAAUAAGGGACUGUGGAACUGUCCACGAUUCAAGUACAGCAAGGACACUCAGGAGUUAAUGCAAGUGAUGAUGCAAGAAUCACGGCUCACCAACUUUCAGCAGAGACAGAUCAACAAACAGCUGAAGAAAGGUGGUGUCUUACCGCUGAGCUGUAACCCCACGUCAUCUACGGCACCUGCAGAGCCACAGCUAAGAGUCAGUAAAGGCCCAGUUCUCUCAUCCAGACCACAGAGACGCAGCGCGGAGAAAUGCUGCGCCGGGGACAGCUAUACGCGUGAGAGAUUUCGGCCCAGCAUCACACGAGACCUGGAAAAAGAGAAGCGCAGGCUGCAGAACAUCCUCGCUACAGGCCACGAGGAGAUGCAGCCAUCGCCGUCCCACACAAGGCCUGCUAACAGAACGGAGGACACUGAGAAAGACAGGUUCCAGGAGGUUCUUGAUGAGAUUGAGGAGAGAAGGCAGUUUUUGGAUGAGAUGAAUGCUCUUGGAAGAGGACGCCAGUACCAUCACAUCAUUAACACGGAGAUAUCUCAGAAAAUCCGAGAGCUUGAGCUGAUUGACAGGACGCGUAGCGAGGCGAUAAGGAUGAAAGAGGAACGAAAGGUGAAAGGUGAAGAGCAGCAGUGAGGAAAGACAUUGUAUUCAUCCGUUAACAUAUCGACCGAUGCGACAAACAAACAUUGCAAUACUGCCUAUUUAAGAGUUGAAGACAGUACAAGAUUUCAUGUCAUGUAUGCUGUUUAUUGUAUUGCUUGAAUGAUGAACCAUUUAUUUCACUGAGGUAAAAUUCAGACAUUACGUUCA